Molecule: messenger RNA, 1400 nt
Organism: Anopheles arabiensis
Lineage: Eukaryota; Metazoa; Arthropoda; Insecta; Diptera; Culicidae
Gene: Tsen54
Exons: 5
Coding region: 45-1307 (420 amino acids)
Biological process (GO): tRNA-type intron splice site recognition and cleavage
Cellular component (GO): tRNA-intron endonuclease complex
Source: RefSeq, a predicted model, not a curated record
UUUGUUUACAAAACAUUCAAAAUGUGGUCGUGUUUGCAAAUCAUAUGGUGAGCAGCAGUAGGCCUUUUUUCGGUCGCGUGGAAGCGUGUCCGUCCAGGAUGGCUGGCUGUAGCGAGGGACCGCAUGGAUUGUUAAGUGGCCAAGAUAUGGUCAAACAUCACACCGAAUCCUACGAGGUUAACGCACAGUUCAACAAGCUAGUCUCGCUGGAAGAUUUUGACGAAACGCGCAAGGCAGAUUUGGAGCGAAUGAAAGAGCAACUGCGCUGCUUACUGUCGCAGGAACGGGUGAACAAAACGGAAAGCCUUUCGGAAGGUGUUUGGGAAAGCGAGCACCGCCGAAUACGGCUUACCAGGGUGGAGGGCAAGUGGCAAUCAUACGGGUACGAAGAUUCCACCGGCAAGUAUGUGGAGUGUUACGAGGGUUUGUUUCUCAUGGAAAUGAAUCGAUUGAUGGUCAAAUGGAACGGAGUGGUGGUUUCGAUCGAGCAAGGCUACAGUCUGCUGCUUGGCCAUCCGGGGUCACUCACGCUCGAAGAGUAUCAGGUUUAUUCUACUCUGAUCCGUUCCGGCUAUUACGUUCUGCGGUAUGAGUGUGGGCGAAAAUAUUGUACGACCAACCUGGACGAUGUUCCGCCGGCCGAAGAACGGUGCGUGUGGGGCAAUCUGUACGAAAUGCUGAACCAGCCGAAUCCACGGAAAGAUAAGUAUCCGAAGCAGGAGGAUGGCAAGCUGUACGAAACGGUCAGAAGAUCAAUGCAGCGGUACGGCAAGCUUAUCCGCAAUCCGGCGGCAAAGAGUGAAGAGAGCACGGACGAACCGACCAGCAAGAAACUCAGACCGGAUAACGUGUCCGCCAGCGAAGACCAUUCCGAUGGGUUCUCCAGAAUCGAGCAUUUCCGACGAAUGUUCGAUCGGUUCGAUGUUGUGCACAGUUUAAACGAGGAGGGCCGUUGGCUUGAGCGAACAGUUGACCCGCCAGAGGAGAACGAUUUACGGCCAGUGUUUGAUUUGUUUGCAACAGAAUCUCAAACAUUCAAGAAGUCAUUCCCUCCGUUACCAAUUGCCCGAAUCAUUGUACGAAGAUCCUCCCAAAGAAUGCUUCACUUUAGAGAGCUGCAUAGGAUGUACCAGCAACAGGAGCAAACACCAGUACCGCUGAUGCUGAUGCUCGUUUCGGAUAACUUGUCGGUACAUUGCUUCCUGUACGACAUGAAACGUGUUCAGCGUAAUGUAAUUGCGUUAACAGAUGAAAAUGCUACAAGAGCAGCUUCCUCUUCGUUUGCGCGAAUGAACCGGCCAAGCUGAGAUAGGGGGGGAUUAGGGAUCCUUUAGGGACCACCACUGCCAACGAAACGAAAGAAGUCACUGAACAAUAAAAACAAACGUAAGAAUUAUUUA